Biomphalaria glabrata is the source of this 13065-nucleotide messenger RNA. Its product is annotated as titin homolog. NCBI's taxonomy places the organism in Eukaryota, Metazoa, Mollusca, Gastropoda, Planorbidae. Gene Ontology annotation, cellular component: cytoplasm. Gene Ontology annotation, molecular function: calcium-dependent phospholipid binding; calcium ion binding. The transcript is spliced from 60 exons. The coding region runs from base 255 to 11723 and encodes 3822 amino acids. The record is from RefSeq and is a predicted model, not a curated record.
AGUGUUCGAGUAUCGAGUAGAUCUACGAGCGAGAAAGAGAGAUCGAGAGUCUCUAUUCACACAGUGAUCUAUCAAUUUUCACCUGGAUCUAAUAGUUAUAAGUGUGUUUUUUUUUUCUGUCAGGAGUAGCUCUUGGGAUUUGGAAUCACAUGUAAGAUAUUAUAAUGUAUUGCAAUACCAUCUGUGAAAAAUAAAACAUUUAUAAGACUUCUAGCUGGGUUUAAAUAAAGUCAAUUGACAAAAGACAAGACAAGAUGGCUGCACAUCAAGGUGUAAGCCGGAUGUUACCAGAGCGAGAACAUGAAAGUCAUCUCUUUGCUCACCGGGAAAAGAUGAAGAAAAUGCCAGCACAAAUUGACAACUCCACUCCACCACAGUAUCUUCAUUUGGAAUUAAGGCUGAAACGACUUGAGAUGGAGGAACAAAGGAAAAGAGAAAUUGACAGAGAUAACAGAAUUCUGCUCCAAAAAAUGUCUGAGAUUUUAUCCAAGAAUAAUGAAAAUGGGAAUUCAAAGGAUAAAAAGCGUAGCAAAAGCUUAAAUGAUGAACAGCGUCAACAUGAACGGGACAGACUGGAGGAAGAAAAUGUUAAAGCUGCUAAAAGACUUGAGUCAACUAAGCCGAUAUACAACUCUAAAAAAUGGGAAGAAGAUUACAAACAGAAGCAGAAGUUGAUGGAGUCUUGGCAAAGAACAAAACAAAAGAAAGGACAUGGCAAAAAUGAAGAUCAGGAAAAGCUACCUCCUAUCAAUGGUCAGGCACAACCUAAAGAAGAAAAAAAAUCAAAUUCAGGGGAUGCUCCACCAAACACAGCUCGAUCUCGCCAGUCUGAUUCUCAACAAAAUACUUCCCGUACUGAAAGGUCACAAUCACCCAAAUCUGCCAGGACUCCAAGAAAACAAAAUAAAAAUAACCCAGAUCGAGAACUGUGGAUGUACUAUGGCAUACGACCAGGAGAUUCGGAUGAUGAAAAUGAUUUUUACAACCAGUCACCUUAUUUGGAUCCAGCCAAAGAGAAAGAGCGACGACGUAAACAUAGGGAAGGGAGAAAAACAACAGAUGUUGAUGCCAAAGAGCUGAGAAAAGUCGCCAAGAGAAUGGCUCCCCCUCAUGAUAUUAUUACAAGAACACUUGCGAAAAAAUCCUUCCAACACAGAAUGAAGGUCAAGGAAAAAUACAAGGAGUCUUAUGAUGUUGAACUUGAAGAAGAUCUCAAGAAUGGACUUGGCGGCGAAUGGAAUGUUCUGAUUGAAGCUCUUCUCAACGAACAGAAUGUUGGACAAGGGAAAAAUGCUGGCCGAGCUGUGAAAGGCGGUGAUGCAGUGACUCUGGUUAAGAAGGUUGCACCUCUAUCAGAACAAGAGUUAAAUACUUUCAAAGAAGACUAUGAAAAAGAAAACUCUAGCAGCUUAGAAAGUGAUAUAGCAGACAAUUUUAAAAAUCCAGUCAAAAUGUUUCUUCUCACUUUGGUGUCUGGAAAGAAAAAAGAACAAAAUAAAGACAAGACUGCAGCACUAAAAGAUGCUCAUUCACUUCUAGAGAAUGAAAAAGAUCGGUGGACAUCUAAAAAGAGCACAUUUAUUAAACUUGUGGAAAAAAGCCACCUCAGUCACAUGCGCAAUGUGUUUGAGAAUUACAAAAAAAUUAACAAAGGCAAGCCAGUGACCAAGUCCAUACAAGAAGAUUGUCAUGAUAAAUCUGCAGAUUCGUAUGCUGAUGUAGUUGGCGCUUACAUUAGCUGCUCCGAGACAGCUGGUACAGAGAAAGCUGAUUACCUACAUAAAAACUUGGAUCCAACAAACCCAGAAUUUGUCAAAACAGUAGUUGCCAGGUCCGAGACGGACUUGCCCAGUGUUAGAAAAACUUACAAGAAAAAGUAUGUGAAUGAGUUAUCUGAUGAUCUGGAGCAGGUCAGUAACCAUACAACAGUUGGGAUACUCAGAGCCAUCAUCAUGAAGGACCCACCAAAACAAAAGAAAAAUACAAAUGAAAAGAAUAAAGAUAAGAGCAAACCCAAAGAAACUCAGCGUGAUAGAUCAUCAUCUUCUUCAUCCUCAUCCUCAUCAUCUGAAGAUGAACAAAAAACUGAAGAUGAGAAAAAGAAAGAAGAAAAGAAAAAAGAGGACGAACAAAAGGCUAAACAGGAGAAGGAUGAUAAACAGAAAGGUGAAGCUAAAAAGCAGCAAGCAAAGACAAAAGAAGAGACAAAAAAGAAAAGAGAUCAAUCUUCUUCCUCUAGUGAUUCUGAUGAAGGGAAGAAGAAAGAAGAUAAAACUGUGAAAAUUGAAAAUAAGAAAACCAAAGAUGAUGUGAAAAAAAGUUUAAACAAAGAUAAAAGAGAAGGUCAAAAGGCUGAUAAGAGAGAUCAUUCAUCAUCUUCAAGUGACUCAGACAGUGAUAAAAAGAAGUCCGCUCAGAAAAAGGAGGAGGCCAAAAAAUUCCAAGACAAGAGUCCUAGGAAAGCAGUUGACGCAAAGACACCAAGACAAGAAGUGAAGCCUAAGAAAGAAGUGAAGAAAAAGGAAGAUAAAGAUGACAAGUCUUCAUCAUCCUCUGAGUCAUCUGAUGAUGAAAAAAAGACUAAACCCACCAAAGCUAAAGGAAAGCCUCCACAAAAAGAAGCCUUGAAAAAAGACUCACAGAAGCCGAAACAAGAAGGGGGUGAGAAAGAAACAAAACAGAAGAAAGAAGUUAAAAAAACAACAAAGUCUGAGUCCUCCUCCUCUGAUGAAUCUGAUGAUGAAAAGAAAAAAAACACUGAAAAAAAAGUCACCAUAACAAAAGUUCAAGUACAGAGUAAGUCAAAAACAGACUCCAAAGAUUCACCAAGAGCUAAACGACAAGUUAAAAAAGAUACGAGAAAUAAGAAACCAACUAAAGAUGAUUCCUCUUCUUCAGAUGACUCUGACGAUGGAAAAAAAAAGAAGACUGAGAAAAAAGUUGAGGUUGUUAAAUCUCAAGAAAAAACUGUCAAGAAAGAACCCCCAAAGAAAGUUGAAAAGAAACCAACUAAAGAUGACUCCUCUUCCUCAGAUGACUCUGACGAUGGAAAAAAAAAGAAGACUGAGAAAAAAGUUGAGGUUGUUAAAUCUCAAGAAAAAACUGUCAAGAAAGAACCCCCAAAGAAAGUUGAAAAGAAACCAACUAAAGAUGACUCCUCUUCUUCAGAUGACUCUGACAAUGGAAAAAAAAAGAAGACAGAGAAAAAAGUUGAGGUUGUUAAAUCUCAAGAAAAAACGGUCAAAAAAGAACCUCCAAAGAAAGUUGAAAGCAUGAAAAAGGAAGUGAAAGGAAAGAAAGAACCACAGAAAAAAGACAAGAAAGAUGAAUCAUCUAGUUCAUCCGAUGAUGAUGAUGAUAAGAGAAAGAAGACUGAAAGUAAAAAACCAGUAAGUAAAAGUCCAGAGAAAGCUGUUAAAAAAGAAAGUGAUCAGAAGCAGAAAGCUGGUGAUGGGGCCAAAAAAGAUGUGAAAGAAGCAAAAACUUCCAAAGUAAAAGACAAAAAGAGAGAUGAUGACUCAUCGUCAUCCUCAUCAGAUGAUGAAAAAGGUAAAAAAGACAAAGAAAAGCAAGAAAUCAAGGGACAAGAAAAUAAAAAGAAAGAGGAGAAAAAAGAUGAUAAAGAUAAAAAAGAAGUAAAGAAAGAAGAAAAAAAGGAUGAGGACAAAAUCAAUGAAAAUGAUGAAGAUGCAGUGAAAUUGUACAAAGCCAUGAAAGGACUUGGAACAAAAGAAGAUGUAAUAAUUGAGGUCAUUGUCAGGAACUCUAACUCUCAGAGACAAACAUUGAAGAAAAGAUAUGAAGAGCUCUAUAAGAAGGAGCUAGUCAAAGAUUUGGACUCAGAACUUAGUGGGGACUUUAAAGAGACCAUUUUGUCUUUGAUGAUGAUGCCUGCAGAUCUUGAUGCAUACUCUCUAAACAAAGCCAUGAAAGGUUUGGGCACAGAUGAAGCUACUCUCAUAGACAUUAUUUGCAUCAAAACACCAGCAGAACUGGAGGAAAUCAAAAAGAUUUAUAAAAAAGAGUAUGGCCAAGAGUUGGAAGCCAGCGUAGCUAAAGAAACAAGUGGAGACUUGAAAGACAUUCUCUUGCAGAGAUUAAAGGGACAUAAAGACAAUAAAGAAGCAGAUAAAAAAGAUAAAGGAAAACGCUCCAAGGGUGAUAAAGACAAAGCUAAAGUUGAUCAACAAAAAGCAGAGAAUGAUGCUAAAGCUCUACAUGAGAAUCCAUCAACUGAUAAAGUGAAACUUCUUUUUCAAGAAAGUCAGGAUCAGAUUACAGCUACAUCUGAUGCUCAUAAUAAGCUGUACAAUGAAGAUAUAACUGAGUCCAUUAAGAAAGCUUGUUCUGGAGAUACAGAGAUUGCUUAUCUAACUUUAUUGAAAUCCCAGGGAGACCAAUCUGAACUGUAUGCAGAUAGACUGAACUCUUCUGUUAAAGGUCUAGGAACCAAUGAUUCUCAGCUUAUUAGGAUACUUGUUUCUACUUCAGAGUCAAGUCUACCAGCUAUCAAAGGACACUACCAACAACUCUAUGGUCGCUCCUUGAAAAAAGAUGUUGAGGAUGACACCAGUGGAGACUACAAGAAAACAUUGGUCAAGAUUAUUGAUAAAGUUGGUGAGGAGAAACCUAAACCCAAGAAACAGGAAGUACCAAAGGAAAAAGCUAAAGAUAAAAGCUCAGAGAAGAAAGUUGUGGAAGAGGAGAAAACUGCUAACUUGAAAGCAAAAAAUGUUCAGUUCAUUGAGAAAGAGGGAAAAAAAGAAGUGAAGAAAGAGGAAGAGAAGAAGGAGAAAAAAGAUGUUAAGAAAGAAGAAAAGAAAGAGGAGAAAAAAGAUGUUAAGAAAGAAGAAAAGAAAGAGGAGAAAAAAGAAGUGAAGAAAGAUGAAAAAAAAGAAGUGAAGAAAGAAGAAAAGAAAGAGGAGAAAAAAGAAGUGAAGAAAGAAGAAAAGAAAGAGGAGAAAAAAGAAGUGAAGAAAGAAGAGAAAAAGGAUGAUGACAAAAUCAAUGAAAAUGAUGAAGAUGCAGUGAAAUUGUACAAAGCCAUGAAGGGACUUGGAACAAAAGAAGAUGUAAUAAUUGAGGUCAUUGUCAGGAACUCUAACUCUCAGAGACAAACAUUGAAGAAAAGAUACAAUGAGCUGUACAAAAAAGAUCUAGUCAAGGACCUAGAGUCUGAACUCAGCGGAGACUUUAAAGAAACAAUUCUGGCACUAAUGUAUUCCCCUGUAGACUAUGAUGCCUAUGCUCUCAGCAAGGCAAUGAAAGGUUUGGGCACAGAUGAAGGUCUUCUGAUCAGCAUCAUAUGUACAAAAACACCCGCUGAACUGGAAGAAAUCAAAAAAGUUUUUAAGAAAGACUAUAAGAAAGAUUUGGAUUCAGCAGUCAAGAAAGAAACAAGUGGAGACCUCCAGGAGAUCUUAUUGCAGAGGCUCUCUGGGAAGUCAGAAAAAGGCUCUGGAGACAAAGAGAAAGCAGAAAAAGAUGCAACACUCUUACAUGAAAAUCUCUCAGCCUCUGUGGUCAAGUCUAUUUUCAAAAAUGGCCCAGCUCAUUAUAAGGCUACAUCAGAAGCACAUAAACAGCUCUUUGCUGAAGACAUCUGUGAGUCCAUCAAGAAAGCCUGUGCUGGGGAUGCAGAGUCAGCUUAUUUAGCUCUAAUGAAAUCACAAGAGGAACCUUCUGCUCAUUUUGCUGAAUGUUUAAACAAAUCUAUGAAAGGCAUUGGUACAAAUGAUUCUCAACUUAUUUAUAUUCUUGUUUCAAGAUCCGAGUUGGACCUUCCAGCAAUCAAAGGUCACUAUCAACAACUAUAUGGUCAUUCCUUGAAGAAAGAUGUUGAAGGUGACACCAGUGGAGACUACAAGAAAACUUUGGUCAAGAUCAUUGAUAAAGUGGGUGAACAGAAACCUGCUGCCAAGGCAAAGGCGCCAGCUAAGGAGAGAGCUAGAUCCCAAAGUCCUGCCAAAGGUGUCUUGAUCAUGGAGAAGUCCAAAGAUGUUCAUGGCAAGCAGGAGAGAAAGGAGGAAAAGCCAGUUGUAAAAGAAGAAAAAAACACUGUGUCUCAAGCCAAGAAUGUGGAUCACAAACAAGUCAAGAAAGAAGAAAAGAAAGAGGAGAAAAAAGAUGUUAAGAAAGAAGAAAAGAAAGAGGAGAAAAAAGAUGUUAAGAAAGAAGAAAAGAAAGAGGAGAAAAAAGAUGUUAAGAAAGAAGAAAAGAAAGAGGAGAAAAAAGAUGUUAAGAAAGAAGAAAAGAAAGAGGAGAAAAAAGAUGUUAAGAAAGAAGAAAAGAAGGAAACAAAGAAAGAGGAGAAAAAAGAGGAUGAUAAAAUCAAUGAAAAUGAUGAGGAUGCAGUGAAAUUGUACAAAGCCAUGAAAGGACUUGGAACAAAAGAAGAUGUAAUAAUUGAGGUCAUUGUCAGGAACUCUAACUCUCAGAGACAAACAUUGAAGAAAAGAUAUGAAGAGCUCUAUAAGAAGGAUCUGGUGAAAGAUUUAGACUCUGAACUAAGUGGUGAUUUCAAAGACACAAUUUUAGCCCUGAUGAUGCCUCCCCUUGAUUUUGAUGCCUACUCCCUAAAUAAAUCAAUGAAAGGUCUUGGAACAGAUGAAGCUACUCUAGUAGAUAUCAUUUGCACAAAGAACAAUGAUGAAUUAAAAGAGAUUUCUAAAAUCUACAAGAAAGAAUAUAAAACUGACUUAGAAUCUGCUGUAAAGAAAGAAACCAGUGGAGACUUAAAAGAUCUUCUGCUAUUGAAGCUAAGUGGAAAACAAGAGAAAGAUUCCAAGACAGAUCAAACAAAAGCUGAAACUCUGGCUAAAGUUCUGCAUGAAACACCACAGGCUGCAACUGUCAAAGAACUGUUUAAGAGUGGUCCAGCUCAGAUUGCAGCAACUGCUGCAGCUCACAGACAGUUGUAUGAUCAAGACAUCACUGAGUCAAUAAAGAAAGCCAAGUGUGGAGAAGCUGAGCAAGCCUACAUUGCACUAUUAAAGUUCCCAGAAAAUCCAGCCAGUUAUUUAGCUGAAAGAUUAAAUAGUUCUAUGAAAGGUCUUGGCACAAGGGACACACAGUUGAUAAGAAUACUUGUCUCUAAUUCUGAGUCUCAACUUCCCGCCAUCAAAGGUUUCUACCAACAGCUUUAUGGUCACUCCUUGAAGAAAGAUGUUGAGGGCGACACAAGUGGAGACUACAGAAAAACUCUAAUCAAGAUUAUUGAUAAAGUUGGGGAACAGAAGCCGCCUGAUAAGAAAAAGGAAGUGAAGCAAGAGAAACCAGUGCAGAAAACUGCAGCAGCACAGCCUGUUAAGGUUGAGAAAUCUAAAGAUGUCCAAGCUAAACAAGAAAGCAAAAAGGAAGAAAAGAAAGAGGAGAAAAAAGAAGUGAAGAAAGAAGAAAAGAAAGAGGAGAAAAAAGAAGUGAAGAAAGAAGAAAAGAAAGAGGAGAAAAAAGAAGUGAAGAAAGAAGAAAAGAAAGAGGAGAAAAAAGAAGUAAAGAAAGAAGAAAAGAAAGAGGAGAAAAAAGAUGUUAAGAAAGAAGAAAAGAAAGAGGAGAAAAAAGAAGAAAAGAAAGAAGAAAAAAAGGAUGAUGACAAAAUCAAUGAAAAUGAUGAAGAUGCAGUGAAAUUGUACAAAGCCAUGAAGGGACUUGGAACAAAAGAAGAUGUAAUAAUUGAGGUCAUUGUCAGGAACUCUAACUCUCAGAGACAAACAUUGAAGAAAAGAUACAAUGAGCUUUACAAAAAAGAUCUUGUGAAAGAUCUAGACUCUGAACUAAGUGGGGAUUUCAAAGAAACCAUUCUGGGUCUUAUGAUGACACCAGUUGAAUUUGAUGCUUACAUUCUGAACAAAGCCAUGAAAGGGAUAGGAACAGAUGAAUCUGUUUUGACUGCUAUCAUUUGUUCUAGAACCACAGCCGAGCUACAAGAAAUCAAUAAAGUCUUCAAAAAAUCUUACAAAAAAGAUGUUGAUUCAGAAGUAAAAAAAGAGACCAGUGGAGAUUACAAAGAUAUUCUGCUGCAGAUUUUAGAGGGGAAGAAAGACAAGGGAGCUAAACUUGACCAGGCUAAAGCUGAAGCAGAUGCAAAGGCUCUUCAUGAUCAACCUUCAGCUGCUACAGCAAAAGAAAUCUUUAAGGGAACCUUUGAACAAAUCAAUGCUACUGCUUCUGCUUACAAGAAUCUUUUCAGUGAAGACAUUUCAGUUUCUAUCAAAAAAGCCGACUGCAAAGAUGCAGAAGGUGCUUACCUGGCAAUAUUAAAAUCUCAGGAGAAAGCCAGCUUUUAUGCAGAAUGUUUAAACAGCGCCAUGAAAGGACUUGGCACCAAAGACACGCUUCUAAUGAGCAUCUUGAUUUCAAGAUCAGAAAUUGACCUCCCUGCAAUCAAAGGUCACUAUCAACAACUGUAUGGUCACUCCUUGAAGAAGGAUGUUGAGGGAGACACCAGUGGAGACUACAAGAAAACUUUGGUCAAGAUCAUUGAUAAAGUGGGUGAGGAGAAGCCAGCAGCUAAAGCCAAGGAGCCUGAAAAAGCUCAAACAGAGAGCCCAUCCAAAGCUGCUGCACCUGUGGCUGUUAAAUCAACUGAGAAGAAGGAAGAAAAGAAGGAAGUGAAGAAAGAAGAAAAGAAAGAGGAGAAAAAAGAAGAGAAGAAAGAAGAAAAGAAAGAGGAGAAAAAAGAAGUGAAGAAAGAAGAAAAGAAAGAGGAGAAGAAAGAGGAGAAAAAAGAAGAAAAGAAAGAAGAGAAAAAGGAUGAUGACAAAAUCAAUGAAAAUGAUGAAGAUGCAGUGAAAUUGUACAAAGCCAUGAAAGGACUUGGAACUAAUGAAGAUGUAAUAAUUGAGGUCAUUGUCAGGAACUCUAACUCUCAGAGACAAACAUUGAAGAAAAGAUAUGAAGAGCUCUACAAAAAGAACCUGGUGAAAGACCUGGACUCUGAACUUAGUGGAGAUUUCAAAGAAGUGAUCCUAGGACUAAUGAUGCCUCCUGUAGAGUAUGAUGCCUAUAUUUUGUCUAAGGCUAUGAAAGGUGUGGGCACUGAUGAAGCUGUACUCAAUGCUGUCCUAUGUACCAAAACCUCCACAGAACUCAAGGAAAUCAGCAAAACUUACAAAACUGUAUACAAUAAAGAUUUGGAAUCGGAAGUCAAAAGUGAGACAAGUGGAAACUAUCAAAAUUUCUUAACCCAAAUUUUAGAUGGAAUGAAAGAAAAAGAAACUAAAACUGACCAAUCAGAGGCUGAGAAACAUUCUAAAGCUUUACAUGAGAAACCAUCUGCUGAAACAGUAGAUGAAAUUUUCAAAGGCAGUUUUGCUCAGAUUAAAGCAACAGCCAAGACUUAUGAAGAGAUGUUUGAUGAGAGUAUAACAGUUGCUAUCAAGAAAGCUGGAUGUGGGGAUUCUGAAGGAGCUUACAUUGCUAUAGUGAAGUGCCCUCAGGACAAAUCUGAAUUCUUAGCAGAAACUCUAAACGCUUCAAUGAAAGGUCUGGGUACAAAAGAUACUUUGCUUACAAGUAUUAUUGUAUCUCAAUCAGAGUCUGACCUUCCAGCCAUCAAAGGUCACUACCAACAACUCUAUGGUCACUCCUUGAAAAAAGAUGUUGAGGAUGACACCAGUGGAGACUACAAGAAAACAUUGGUCAAGAUUAUUGAUAAAGUUGGUGAGGAGAAGCCACCAGAGAAGAAAAAAGAACCCAAAAUUGUAAAAGAAGAGAAAUCUAAUGAUGUACAUUCUCAGGUAGGAGAAAAGAAAGAAGAGAAAAAAGAGGAUAAGAAAGAUGUCAACCUAGAAGAAAAGAAAGAAGAGAAAAAAGAGGAAAAGAAGGAUGAGAAAAAAGAUGAUGACAAAAUCAAUGAAAAUGAUGAAGAUGCAGUGAAAUUGUUCAAAGCCAUGAAAGGACUUGGAACAAAAGAAGAUGUAAUAAUUGAGGUCAUUGUCAGGAACUCUAACUCUCAGAGACAAACAUUGAAGAAAAGAUAUGAAGAGCUCUAUAAGAAGGAUCUAGUGAAGGAUCUUGAUUCAGAAUUGAGUGGAGAUUUCAAAGCAACAGUGCUCUCUCUGAUGAUGACUCCAGCAGAGUUUGAUGCCUACUCACUAAACAAAGGCAUGCAGGGCAAGGGAUGUGACGAGGACACACUGAUUGAAAUUAUUUGUACAAGAUCUGAGAGUGAAAUAGAAGAAAUCAAGAAGGAAUACAAGAAAGACUUCAACAAAGAUUUAGAGCAGGAGGUCAAAAAAGAAUGCAAAGGUGAUCUUGAAGACUUGCUGCUGGAACUUUUAUCCAGCAAGAAAGAAAAAGGAGGAAAGACUAAUGACAAAAAAGCAGAGGAAGAUGCUAAGGCGUUAUUUGAAAAGCCAUCAGUUGAUAAUUUAAAGAAAAUAUUUAUGAAGAGCACUCCUGAACAAAUUCUGGCUACUGCUGCUCAACAUAAGAAGUUAUAUGGUGAAGAUCUAACAGAAUCUAUCAAAAGGGCAAGCUCUGGAGACACUGAAAAGGCUUAUCUUGCAGUUGCCAAGUCUCUUAUGAACCAGAGUCACUAUUUCACUGAAAGAUUGAAUGAUGCUAUCAAAGGAUUAGGCACCAAAGACACCCAGCUCAUAAGAAUAUUGGUCUCAAGAUCAGAGAAAGACUUGCCAGUGAUCAAGGGACGCUACCGUAGAGUGUAUGAGCGCACUCUCAGGCAGGAUGUUGAGGGGGACACCAGUGGAGACUAUAGAGCGACUCUUCUCAAAAUCAUAGACAAAGUGGGAGAAGUGGAAGACACAUCAGUGAUAGAGGAGGAAGAAGAUGCCAAACAACUGUAUAAAGCUAUGCAUAGAGUGGGCACAGAUGAAGACACAGUAAUUAGAAUUGUUACAAAGAACUCCAACGCUGACAGACAGAGGCUAAAGGUCAGGUAUCAGGAACUAUAUAAACAGGACUUGAUGAAAGAUUUAAGAUCUGAACUAAGUGGUGAUUUUGAGGACACAAUUGUGGCCAUGAUGAUGCCAGCAGUGGAUUACGAUGCCUUCUGCUUGUAUGAAGCCAUGAAAGGUUUGAAAACAGACAAAGCCACCCUGAUCGGAAUCAUUUGCACCAAGAACAAUGAUCAGAUGGAGGCUGUUAAACAAAUCUACAAACAAAAUUACCAAAAAGACCUUGAACUUGAAAUAGUCAAGGACACAAGUGGCGAUUUUAGGGAGUUACUCUUGCAAUUAGUAAGUGGACAAAGAGACCAAAGGACUGAAGUCAACAAACCCAUGGCAGAAGAGGAUGCUAAACUUAUCCAUGAGAAACCAAGUGCAGAAACUUUGAGAAGAAUUUUAGUCACCAACAGUCGAGAGCAAGUCAUUGCUACAGCCGAAGCUCAUCAAAAGCUCUACAAUGAAGAUAUGUUGGACUCUAUCAAGAAGGCCAGCCAUGGAGAGACAGAAGAUGCCUAUGUAGCGUUAGUGAAAGCACUUCAAGAUCCAACAAAUUUCUUUACUAAAAGUUUGCAUGAUUCAAUGAAAGGCUUAGGAACUAAUGACAAACAGCUGAUUAGAAUUUUGGUUUCUAGAUCUGAGAUUGAUCUUCCAGCUAUUACUGACAAGUAUCAAGAGUUGUAUGGACACAGCCUCCAAUCUGAUGUAGAGAGUGACACCAGUGGGGACUACAGGAAGACUCUACUUGCUAUCAUCGCCUCCUGGGGGGAGAAGGGAAAAGAACCCAAGACAGAACAAAGCAACCCAGCUAAGAAGUGAAAGGAUCCCUUAUAAAAUAGGGAAUUCAAUUUUCAUUAGAUCACAAUCUCAUGCUGUGAUUUAAAAAAUACACUAAGAAUUACUUUUGAAAUUCUAAUCUAUUUUGUAUUCAGUAUUGAUGUAAGUAAAAAGUAAUCUUUUUUAUUGCAAUAGAAUACACUGUAUAUUGUUUGUUUGUUUUUUUAUAUUUCAUCCACAGUAUUGAAUUAUGUACAUUGGCCAAAAUAACUGUGAUAAGUAACAUGUAACUGUGAUAUAUAUGGUUAUAAAUACUAAAUUUACUAAAUGAUGAUAAUGUAAUAUCUUGUUCUUCUUCUAGCCAGCUUUUUGCUGCUGAGCUGUAGGCUCUUUUUCUUCUUCUGUUGUUCAGUUCUGCCACUCAGAGUGAUAAUGUUAAUGUAAUGGUAGUUUUGUCUGCCUAAGGUGGAUUAAAAUGGGAAAUUCAAACAGGAUUAAUUCAUUUUCAUAAGGGUGGGCACAGUAUCUACAAAAGGUGGAUUAAAAUGGGAAAUUCAAACAGGAUUAAUUCAUUUUCAUAAGGGUGGGCACAGUAUCUACAAAAGGUAGAUUAAAAUGGGAAAUUCAAACAGGAUUAAUUCAUUUUCAUAAGGGUGGGCACAGUAUCUACAAACCCCUGUUAAGGUAAUAAUUUAAAGGUGGAUGUUAAUUGGGGAAAUUUAUACUAUCCAGUUUGAAGUCGUCUUUUCUUAGUACAAACCUCAACCUGGUUGAGCCUCUCCUCUUUGUAAUUGCUGGCCAACAUGGACUUGAGAUUGGGUUAGUUUGCUGGUCUGGUUCUUCCAUUGAUGACCCUGCUUUUGACAGUCUAUCAGCCUUUUCAUUUCCUAAUUUCAUUUGAUAUGCUAAAUAAUGUAAUAGAAUGUGAACUGUUUUAUAUAACUUUUUUGAUAAAAUGAAUUUUAUUAAUUUUAUUUUACAUAUUUAAAAUGUUUUUUUUUUCUUUUUACUUAUUAUCAAUUCGAUGAAGUGAUGGUACUAUUGGACUGUCAUGGAAUCAAGAAACUAUUCCCAAAUGUGCCUACAAUUAACAUGUGAUAUAUUUUCAUUAAGAUUUAUCUUAUUAAUCAAUAAAUACCAUGUACUUUUACCAUACAAAGCAAAUUAAUGGUACUGGAUUUUUUUUCACUUGUGUUUGCUGCUGACUUUUUGUAUAUACUAGUUUAUAAAAGAAUCAAUUUACAAGUACCAGAGUUACAGUGGUACUUUAAGAUUUACUGUAUUUUUAGUUUUUGCAUAAAUUCUUUGUUUAGAAUCAUUUUAAGACUUAACACAAAAAAAUGUAUUGCAUUUUGUUGACAUUAAAAAUUUAAAUUAAGAAACA